AGUACGGAGAAGAGCAGCGGUCGGUAUUACAGAGUACGGAGAAGAGCAGCGGUCGGUAUUACAGAAUACGGAGAAGAGCAGCGGUCGGUAUUACAGAGUACGGAGAAGAGCAGCGGUCGGUAUUCGAGAUCUGCCGCGUCACAGAAGAAUCACACUCGAACCUCAACAGAAAAAAAAACAACUCAAAACAAGAAGUGAACUCGAACGAACCCGAGAGAAAACGGAGCCUUUGUUUUCGGAAGCAGCAGGGAGGCGAACCGGAAGAAAGAUGAUGAGUUUUCUGCCAUAUUUCUCCGCUGAGACCUGGACCCUCCUGGCCCUCCUCAUCACCCUCAUUGUAGUGUAUGGGUACUGGCCCUAUGGUGUAUUCACUAAGAUGGGUAUCCCUGGUCCCAAACCCCUACCUUACUUUGGCACAAUGAUGGAGUAUAAAAAGGGCUUCACUAACUUUGACACAGAGUGCUUUCAGAAGUACGGGAGAAUCUGGGGGAUCUAUGAUGGGAGGCAGCCUGUUCUGUGUAUCAUGGAUAAAAGCAUGAUCAAGACCGUCCUGAUUAAAGAGUGUUACAGCAUCUUCACCAACCGCAGGAACUUCCAUCUGAAUGGUGAGCUGUUUGACGCGGUGUCCGUUGCAGAGGACGAUACAUGGAGACGGAUCCGCAGUGUCCUCUCACCUUCCUUUACCUCUGGACGACUGAAAGAGAUGUUUGGUAUCAUGAAGCAGCACUCUUCUACCCUGCUGAGCGGAAUGAAGAAGCAGGCAGAUAAAGACCAGACCAUUGAACUGAAGGAGUUCUUUGGGCCCUACAGUAUGGACGUGGUCACCAGCACAGCUUUCAGUGUGGACAUUGACUCUCUGAACAACCCUUCAGACCCCUUCGUCUCCAACGUCAAGAAGAUGCUCAAGUUCGACCUGUUCAACCCACUGUUCCUCCUAGUCGCUUUGUUUCCCUUCACUGGUCCGAUCUUGGAGAAGAUGAAGUUUUCUUUCUUCCCGACUGCGGUGACAGACUUCUUUUACGCCUCGCUGGCAAAGAUUAAAUCUGGACGUGACUCUGGGAACUCAACUAGUCGGGUGGAUUUCUUACAGCUGAUGAUCGACUCUCAGAAAGGCAACGACACAAAGACAGGAGAGGAACAGACUAAAGGACUGACUGACCAUGAGAUCUUGUCUCAGGCCAUGAUCUUCAUCUUCGCUGGCUACGAGACCAGCAGCAGUACUAUGAGUUUCCUAGCCUAUAACCUGGCAACCAACCCCCAUGCCAUGACCAAACUGCAGGAGGAGAUAGAUACUGUGUUCCCCAACAAGGCUCCAAUCCAGUACGAAGCUCUGAUGCAGAUGGACUAUUUGGACUGUGUGUUGAACGAGUCUCUGAGACUGUACCCCAUCGCCCCGCGACUGGAGAGGGUCGCCAAGAAGACGGUGGAGAUCAAUGGCAUCAUCAUCCCCAAAGACUGCAUUGUCCUGGUUCCCACGUGGACCCUCCACCGUGACCCAGAGAUCUGGUCUGACCCUGAGGAGUUCAAACCAGAGAGGUUCAGUAAGGAGAACAAGGAGCCUAUUGAUCCGUACACAUACAUGCCGUUUGGGGCGGGGCCCAGGAACUGUAUCGGGAUGCGCUUCGCCCUGAUCAUGAUCAAACUGGCCAUGGUCGAGAUCCUCCAGGGUUUCACUUUCUCCGUCUGCGACGAGACCGAGAUCCCUCUGGAGAUGGACAACCAGGGUCUGCUGAUGCCAAAACGACCAAUCAAACUGAGGCUGGAGGCCCGUUGAAACACCCCUAGCAACACCACCGCCACCACUCUGAAGAGUCCAACAACGUGACCAAAUGCAGGAGCACCCCACCCUACCCUAGAGCCCCACCCUAGAGCCCUCCACCCUACCCUAGAGCCCCCCCCUAGAGCCCCCCACCCUACCCUACCGUGGAGUACCUCUCUCUCUCUCUCUCUCUCCCCCCCCCAGGCAAAAGGGCUUUACUACAAACAGAAAUACUCCCCCGCUAAUUAACAUUUCUGGAAUCUGUUAUUUCAGCUCAUGAAACAUUUUUGUUCAACAGCCUAUCUAUCUAUCUAUCUAUCUAUCUAUCUAUCUAUCUAUCUAUCUAUCUAUCUAUCUAUCUGUCAAUCGGCUACUAAAUAUUAAAUAUUAAAUCCAUGGCAUGAUGUCAUGUCUGGAACCUGGACACUGGUGGCUGGAGGCUGGAAUUCUCCUAGAAUGUAGAACUCUAGCUGGUGUUCUCUAGAACUGUACUCUCAUUCUGUUCCUCUGGGUGUUCUGCUGUCCAGUCAUUCCAAAAUAGAAUCUUUACUGUCUGUUGAGAUGAUCCCUGCAGCUGCUUGGUUUUAACUUUAAUCAUCACAAACCAAUAAAAUCAUCACGCUAAUGAA
Oncorhynchus gorbuscha (pink salmon) is the source of this 2388-nucleotide messenger RNA. Its product is annotated as cytochrome P450 3A27. Gene Ontology annotation, molecular function: oxidoreductase activity, acting on paired donors, with incorporation or reduction of molecular oxygen, reduced flavin or flavoprotein as one donor, and incorporation of one atom of oxygen; heme binding; iron ion binding. The transcript has 13 exons. Bases 269 to 1774 code for a protein of 501 amino acids. The record is from RefSeq and is a predicted model, not a curated record. NCBI's taxonomy places the organism in Eukaryota, Metazoa, Chordata, Actinopteri, Salmoniformes, Salmonidae.